Seminavis robusta is the source of this 4027-nucleotide messenger RNA. NCBI's taxonomy places the organism in Eukaryota, Bacillariophyta, Bacillariophyceae, Naviculales, Naviculaceae. The record is from the annotation of a GenBank genome assembly.
GUUGCAGCCUGUCGGAAGCAAAAGCAAACAAGACUUCAUUUCUUUUCCAGACUCUCACACAGUGCGAGCAUCAUCCUCGACUAGCUAGUCAGCCAGCUAGCUUGUUACCAGUGCCUUUAGCCCAAGAUGCCUCAGCAGAGGAAUUGGGCUACAGAGACGCCCAAGGCAACGAACCGCCUAAAGGCCAAGUUUGGUGCCAAGAAACCUGGUUUGCCCAUUGGAGAUGGACCAGGAUACUCUCAGACCGGUACGCCCCGACAAACCAAUAGAAAUAGAGGACUCACGGGUAGUGGUACAGCACGAGGUAGCAACAAUCGAGGCUUGUAUGGAAGUAGCACCAGCAGCAAUGGUUUUUCGGUGAACGAUGCCGAAGAAGACGAGUAUGCUUCGGAGAUAGACUUUAGCGAAAGCAAUGUCAGCGACAGUGAAGCCAGCGAGAGUGAAGCCAGUGAACGUUUUGACGACGAAUACGAUGCCUCGGGACGUCAGUCCUAUACCAGCAACAGUGUGAUUGAGUUCACGGGGAUGGAAGAAGUCCAAAAUGCCGAACGAAAACGCCAAGCUGCUGCUAUGGGAACGUCAACCGGCAGUCCACAAGCACCCAAUCGGCCAGGAGGAGAUGAUUUACUUCGACAAUACAUGGGAGUUUUGCAUGGGAGUGGAAGAGGACCAGCUGGAAUGGCGAGCAGCAGAGACAACAGCACCCGCAGCAGAGAAGAUGACUCCUCGCUCAAUGGAAUGGAAGGGAAGAUAUCCAAAGGGCUCUCCAGUCAUGGACGGAGUGAUUUCAUUCUGAACCAGAGCAUGUCCGAUGUGAGUGUAGGGACCCGCUCCACAAGACAAUCCCGUCGUGAGGCUGUCAUGGUGGCACAGAGACUGAACUUCUUGGAAGACGAUCCAGCCGAAAUGACGUACUCGCGCCAGAUUGCACUUCACUUGAUGCACAAAUACAAGUGGUACAACCCAAGGCUAGGAGAGACACACGAAAGCUUUGACGAGUGCGAGUCUUCUCAAUUGGGAGGGGCUUUCCGAACGGCCGAUGGAUACCCUAUGAGGACGGUCAAACCAGAAAAUCCUUCCUUGGAGAAUGCUUGGGCCUACUUUGAGCAUUUCACUCUGACAAGAUAUGUAUACGAACCAAAGCCACUGACCCAGAAAACUAGAUGGGAGAGGAUAGUCAGAAAAUUCCAAAAGGGAAACAAGGAACUGGAGCGAGCCGAACGCAACGAAAACAUCUUGCCCACGAAACUAUAUGAUCCCAUUUGGACACCACACAAUCAACUCGGGGAUUGGGGAAUCGGAUGGGGGCUCUAUUUUGCAUCCGUUCGUGGUGUUAUGGUACUUUGUUUGGUUGCUGGUUUCUGUAGCAUUCCAAACAUGAUCUUCUUUUCGAGUGAGGCAUAUUCUGGUGGCCAGGAAGAUGCCCCACCCUUGCUCGCGGCAAGUGCAAUUUGCACCGAUACUGAUUGGGUGCCGUGUCCCAGAUGCGCAGGGUUAUCGCGCAGACAGGUGCCCUUGGAGCGACUGGCCUUUGUAGAGAGCAUUCCUCUGGGUCGCAAUCUGACUUUUGCGAUGAAGAACAAUUGUUACGGAACCACGCUGCAGGCUGGAAUGCUUCAUUUCGGCAUUUUGUGCGUUGUCUUGCUUGGACUUUUCAUGUUAAACCGCUACCUUAUGAUGAUGGAGGCCAUUUACGAUGGAGAUGAACAAUCCGCACAGCAUUACACCGUCGUGAUUAAAAACCCACCAGAUGAUGCUACUGAUACAGACGAAUGGCGAAACUUCUUCUUGAAAAACCUUGGGGUGGCACACGUCGUUGCUGUCACCGUGUCUGUAGAUAACGAUGAUUUGGUGAAAAAGAUUGUGGAAAGAAGGGAAAACAUGAAAAUGAUGGAGCUGUUGUUGGAUCCGGGAACCGUUUUGGAAAUGAAUGUGUUGGCCGGAAUUGCCGCAAAAGUCGACAGAACGCGGGGCGCAAUGGAUAGCUUCGUGUCGCUGUUCCUUCCGGGGAUCCCAGAGCUGUUUCGGCGGAUCGUGAUCUUGACAAUUGACAUUCGUGGGUUAGCGCAGCAUGACUACCCGGCUACCAAAGUGUUUGUUACUUUUGAGACCGAGGCCGAUCAACGCCGCGUUGUGGAAGAAAUGGCCGUUGGGAAGUUCUAUGUUCAAAGCGACGACAAGACCGUCGUGAAGGAUCCCAAGUAUUUAUUUCGCGGUGAACACAUGUUGUACGUGCACGAACCGCUUGAGGAGCCGAAUUCCUACAGAUGGAUCAGCAUGAAUGAACGAAUGGUAGAUCGGUUGUGGCAGCAAAUAUUGACAACAAUCGCUACAAUGGCUUCUAUCAUGCUGGUUGCCUUCAUUGUUCGAAUUGUGCAUGACUGGAGCAGUCUGUGGUCCGCAUUGGCGAUUUCUUUGUUCAAUGGUGCCUUCCCAGAGUUCGCAAAGAUUCUAGUGAAGUUUGAAGGGCACAGCACCGAAGCAGCUGUGCAAACUUCAAUGUACAUUAAGAUCUGUCUGUUUCGUUGGGUAAACACUGCUGUGGUGAUCACAAUGAUUACCCCCUUUACAAACACGCUAUUUCCGGAAGCAGGAGGACUUAUUACCCAGAUCUAUGCACUCUUCUUCACUGAAAUCUUCACCAUGAAUGUGAUCCAACUAUCUGAUCCUUAUGGGCACCUUAUGCGCCACUUCUUUGCUCCGAGGGCAAAAACUCAAGAUGAAAUGAACUUGCAAAUGAAAGGCCUUGAGGUCGAACUGGCUGAGCGAUACACCAACAUGACGAAGAUCUUCUUCCUGGCGUUAUGGUACAGCUCUGUUUACCCUUUUGGUUUCUUCAUGGCUUCCUUCGCCUUGUUCAUCAACUAUUUCACAGAUCGACACAGCCUCAUGAGAACUUGGAAGAGAGCCCCACCGCUGGGUCCUGGGAUCUCUGAAUUCAGUCGCAGAUAUUUCGUUACCAUGUCCUUUCUUGCUAUGGCAUUGAUGUCCUCUUAUUUCUGGGCUUCCUACCCCUACGACAAUCUCUGCCCCAAUGACAAACCAUCACCACCUGUUUUCUGGGGCAGCUUUAACAUAACAAGGUUCAGCGCACCCCACGAAGAAAUCCCUGUGAAUGUCACAGAUGAAACCAUCUCAUAUAGAUACUGCAACCAGGAUAUGCUAAGAAGUGGCGGACGAAGCUUCCCAUUUCUUCCUUCUCAACAGCCACCUGGGGAUGAGUGGAUGACAGAAGAGCAAGAAACUGUCACUGCUGUGUAUGGGUGGGCUGCAGUUGGAGCCAUUUUUUUUACACUUGCCGUGUUCGUUCAAGGAUGGGUAGAGCAGCUGCAGAAGUUUGUUUGGGGGGAGACAAAGAACUUGAUGGAAGAUCAGAGAAUCAAUUUCAGCGACGUGACAAACAUAUCGGCUUAUAUUCCUCAAGUGCCUAGCGAUGUCUUUUCGUAUCCGCUGUUUGUUUGCAACAUGGAUGACAUUGGCGAGGAAGUGAUUGACUGGAGAGACCCACGUCGUCCGCAUGCCUUUUACGAUCUUACCAAAGAUGCUGAAAAGAUUCUCGAAGGCAUCGACAUUGGUGACAAGGUGAUAUUUUCGCAGAUGAAACACUGGCCACCAAUGAUGAACAACAGCGCAAGCUUUGAUGAUUCGUUGUUGGGCAGGAAAAUGCUGGAUGAAGAAGACUUGUCGGAUUCCGAUGACUCGUUGGACUAUGAAGGAGGAUCUAAAGAGUUUCUGAAGCAGAUGAAACAAUGGUCAAAAAAUUAAUCCAUCUUAGUGGCCUUUCCAGCAGCAAAUAUUGAGAUUUGUGUCAGUGCAUAUGUAUGGUAGGGACGUAUAGCGAUGUCAGCCAUGCAGCCGCAGCAGGCCAGGGCACGACUGUUCCUGGUACCUAGAUGGACUGAUCGAGGAUAGAAGAGGGAUCUGCCAGGGGGGUUUUGGACAAAGAAAUCCAGUCACUCUAAACAAUGUCUAGCUUGGUCUUGAUCCUUCAGUCAUUCUUGCAAACUCCAAGGGGUUCAUCCCCAUA